UGCUGUGUAUUCUUAUGUUUUUAAAGGGGAUGAAGUGAUCUCAUCUGUCAGGCCAUCAUUCAGGUUCAGCACAACAUCAGCAGGGGAUGACGUGACCUCAUCUGAUUGGCCAUCAGUAAAGACCACCACCACACCACCACCACCAUCUGGGGAUGACGUGACCUCAUCUGAUUGGCCAUCAGUAAAGACCACCACACCACCACCACCACCAUCAGGUGAACGUGCCUUUGAAAAGGAAAAGGAAAUGAUGGAGGAGGAGACAGAAGAAACCAGCAAAUUUUUAACUACAGAGGAUGAUACGUUUGCAUAUGACUGCCAAUAUCUGGAGUUUGACACAAUACCAAAAGCUGAUCCGGGUAUCCCCCGGGAAGUCUUGUAUGCAGUGAUUGGUGUCCUUGUUCUUACCCUUAUUUCCACUAUUGGGUGUCUUUGUUGGAGAAAGAAUAAUACAGAGAGAGACAAAGAGAGUGACUCAGCAGAAGGACUCUUGUCAUCUUCUCCUGAGGAUGUUACACCAGUACCAGACACUCACUCUACAACAAAACAGAAACUGACCACUGUUUCUACAGUGAGUGAACAGAGGACUGAAACGGCAGACCAAAAAGAGGAGUUCUUGUCAGCGCACAACGAAGUAGAACCAAAGGAGAACCAGAGGAAGCUUCAGGAAGCACAGACUGAAACAGCAGAAGUAAGAAAGGAACUCCAGUCACAGCUGGAGGAGGUAAAGAAAAGAUGUGAGGAGAACAAAAAGAAGCUUCAGGAAGCACAGACUGAAACAGCAAAACUAAGAGAUGAACUCCAGUCACAGCUGGAGGAGGUAAAGAGAAAACAUGAGGAGAACAAAAAGAAGCUUGAGGACGUUGAGAGGGAACUCAACAAUGACACAGAAAUGACAUUGGACAAAAAGCAGAAAUUAUUAGGGGAAAAAGAAAAUUGUUUAAAGCAAAAAUGGACCCUGAAAGAGAUGUGCAGAGAAAAGGAGAAAGUGCUGAUACUGAUGGAUAAACUACUGCAGGCAGUACAUACUCCGGGUAAACACUAAACAGUCUAGGUCUCAGGUUGACUGUUUUUAGAACAGAUCCAUUAACAGGUAUUUGUGUCUUUAUUUCAGCAGCUGAGUCCAUCAUAAUAUAUAAUAACAUGAGUUGUAAUAAGAUACGACAUCAGAAGAAAACCCAUAAACUCACAUUGCUAGUUUGUUUUUGGAAACAUCACAGGCUCAUGUGUGAUUAGCAUGCAGUAAUCAAUUACCAUUAUAAUAAUAGACCCAUUUAUCACGUAUACGGGGCAAGAAUAACCAAAUUUCUAUGUGUUCAUGUAAACAUCAUAUCUCGAAUAUAAUAAAACUGGGAUAAAAGCAUCACUGGAAUAUUCAUUUCUGAGCCUGUUCUCAUUCGGAAGUCAUCAGAUACCACCACUUUGUCAGUGAUUUCAGUGUCAGACCCAAAGCCAAAAGCCUCCUUCAAUGGUGAUAUGAUACACCACCGGGCAGCGUCAGUUUGUAACGUGCCCAGAAGGAUCCUUUCACAGUGUUAUGACAUGCAGCCAGUUGUCUGCACAGCACCUGUUGUGGCAGUGUGAUAUACAGACAGAAGGCAUCAGGUCAUUACGCAGCCGGACAGCACAGAUUAUGUUGGUAUGAUAGCCUACACCGCUGGGACAGCGUCAGGUUAAUAUGCUUUCCAUUACAAUGUAAUAUAAAGAGCUGGAAAGUCCCUAUAUGGCAGUUGGGAGGGGUGAUGGGUGGGUCCAACGAAUCCUGGACUUUCACCCAGGGGCUGGUGUUGGUUUCCCUUAUGAAUGUAGAGCGUAAACCCAACAGCAGAUGCAGAAGGAUAACUAGCACAUAAUAUGAAGAUGUGAAAGGUCACUGACAAAGUGGCGAAAUGUGACGACUUGAGGUGACAACCUGUUGCAUUUAAUUUAACAACAGUGAGUAUCAGAUUUUGAACAGGUUACGUGCCAGGCAGAAUCCAAUAAAAUGACAAUAAUAUAAAAACAUUAUAAGAACAUAAAAAACAAUAAAACAUUAGAAAAUAGAAAACAGACAUUAUUAGAUGACAACAGCAAUUAAGUAAAAGCACAUUUAAAAAAGUGUGUUUUUAAGAGAGAUUUAAAAGAGGACAGAGAUGUGGCUCGCCUGAUCUCGUCCGGCAGGUCGUUCCAGAGCGACGGGGCCCUGAUAGCAAAGGCCUGGUCGCCCUUGGAUUUUAAUCUAGAUCUUAGAAUCUCUAAUAGAGACCUACCGGAGGCUCUCGGGCUACGCCUUGGCUCAUAUGGGACUAAGCAGUCUUUGAUGGUGAACAAUUACAGUGUGGACAGAGGGAUGCAGAUCGAUAAUAGCAAGGGCUUGUUCAAUCAUAUCAGCAACUUUAAAACCGGAGAAACAAUAUGUAAUGGUGUGAGGAAGUUCAACAAAUCUGACCAUUGAAUCGCCAAGCAACAGAACUUCAUGUUGAGCGUCUGGGGAGUCCACACCGUGUCCGUAGACAUCGAGUUUGGGUUCAGCUGCCCGGUAGGCAGCUAGCACCCUAGUAGCAGUGCUAGCAUGUCGGCGGUUGUGUGUGUGAGUGAGAUACCUCUGUGUUGACUGUGAAGGCGAGGACCGAGGAGCCGCCGGGCCGGGCUCAGCGGAGUGUGAAUGGUUAGAUGCUCGCGCAGGGGGAGGCACAGGGCCAGCAGCAGGUGGUUGUGCUGGGGGAGAGGAGGUAAGCCAGGCAGGUUGUCCGGCUCCAACCGCUGGAGUGCUAACAGGGUCGUUUGGGGGCCGAUUGAGGGGACAGCAAAUCCGUGGGUGAGGUUGGAUUUUUGGCUAUGGAGCGUUUUCUGUUGGCCGCUCCAAGAGGAGCCCGCAGCGGUGAAAUGACAGCUGUCCAACCCAGGGAAUAGCAGAGAAACUUACCACCGAGGGCCCAAACCGGGCCCGCUAGGGAUGAAUCAGCACUAACACUUAAGGACAUGUUUAAACCUGCGACCAUAUAUGUGAUUUUUAGGGCCGCUUGUUUUGGAAGUCAGUGGAAAUCGAUCAUCCUUUAGGUAUAAGAGAGUGUUAACAUUAUUUGAUGUUUAUUACUGGAGAUGAGAAUAUGCUAUUUCAACAUAUGUAUGCUUAUAAUAAUGAUUUGUCAUUGGUAACCUAUAAUAAAAAUGUGUAUACUGUUCUUAGUGUAACACAGUGAAGCAGGAGCUUAUUUUAUUCUUUGUGUUGUUCACCCAAAACUAAUUUGUUUUUGAUUUCAUUACUACACAGAUAGUAAACUCCUGAUCGUACAGUUUUUCGUGACCAAACUGUAAACAUAUCAUGGAAGAAUUAUUAGCAACACUGUGAUGUGUAGUUUAAGACAGCUGUUUAUGAUUGCUAAAUUGUAAUGUCAUUUAUAAAAUUACUGUAAUAAUUAUAGAUCCUAUGCCAAUCCAAAGGGUCUGUGUAUGAGCUGAUAUGAUUAUAUUGUUAGGUUGUUUUCACGCUGUCAUUUGAUGCUUCAUCAUAGGACUAAUCAUAGGCACUUUAAAUAAAUUCCUUUCUGACUGAUCUUCUGUGCAACGUUUUUGUGGCCUGUUUUAAAUUGUAUGUGUUUGUAUGUGAAGACUUACGCUCAGAUGAAAACAUAAACAACUGUUACAAAUGUGA
Molecule: messenger RNA, 3631 nt
Organism: Epinephelus lanceolatus (giant grouper)
Lineage: Eukaryota; Metazoa; Chordata; Actinopteri; Perciformes; Serranidae
Source: RefSeq, a predicted model, not a curated record